This is a messenger RNA of Actinia tenebrosa (Australian red waratah sea anemone), 2216 nucleotides long. Its product is annotated as BTB/POZ domain-containing protein kctd15. The record is from RefSeq and is a predicted model, not a curated record. Gene Ontology annotation, molecular function: protein binding. NCBI's taxonomy places the organism in Eukaryota, Metazoa, Cnidaria, Anthozoa, Actiniaria, Actiniidae. Gene Ontology annotation, biological process: protein homooligomerization.
CAUUUAAUUCUUCAGUCGAUGUUUCAGCUUUGUCGACAGUUUCAAAAAUAAUUGUAGUUUUGAGAGAGGAACUGAAAGCUCGUUAUUUCAAGGAAGACACUUUAUAAUUCAUUAUCCUGAAUCACAUUUCACAUAUAUUCCGUCUUAAAUUCUUCUACAAUGGAAGGUAAUCAAAUUAUCAAGCUUAACGUUGGAGGUAUUAUAUACCACACAACGAAAAACACUCUCUUGUUUGAGCACGACUCUCUACUCGCCAAGCUCUCAAGAGGUGAAAGUCAACUAGGAUUGAUGUUUACAGGGUCGUUAGAGAAAACUAAUUCUGGCAAAGAAGUCAAUGAAGACGUAGAGAUAUUUAUCGACAGGGAUGGAACGAACUUUAAAUACCUUCUGAAUUAUCUUCGUUCCGGUCAUCUGGUUUUGCCUGAGGAGGAAAAUGUCUUGAGGGAAAUUCUCCUGGAAGCAAAAUAUUACAAUAUCAAGGGUGUCAUAGAUGAGUUAUCCAAGCCUUGUUAUAAAAUCAAAGGAGUUGUACCAAUAUCUGACGAACUGGGCGCAUUUUGGGAAUCUCUGAUUCUGGAUAACGAAAAGAAAAGAUUUCUGGAAAGCUGGUGUGGAGGCGAAGGAAAGAAAUUCAAGCUUUUGUAUCGAGCCACGAGGGACGGUUGGAGUGCAGAUAUUUUUCACUUUCUAUGCGAUAACAAGGCUCCUACGGUAGUCGUUACUAGGAAGGGAAGCAGUGUUUUUGGUGGCUACACGGAGAAAUCCUGGUCAGGAACCGGAAAUAAGACAGAUAAGAAUGCUUUUCUGUUCAGUCUAUCCAACCCGUCAGGUCUUGGCCCUAUCAAAAUCCAACUCAACGAAGGUGAGGAAGAAGACGCCGUAUACUGUCACCCAAGCCAAGGCCCUGUGUUUGGUAAAGGACGUGACUUAGUGAUUUCAGAUCAAGCUAAUGUAAGCCAUUGUAGCAGUCGACUUGAUAACACAUACAAGUGUCCUGCAAACCAAAUUUCCACUCUAUUUUUAGCUGGUACUUUGACCUUCACCCUUGCAGAGCUCGAAGUGUACGAAAUUCUUUCGAUCGCUUAUUGGUUGGAUCAAGAUUAUAUGCGGCGUGGUGAAUAUAACACGUGUUGUUAUUGGUUGGAUUUGACGGUUUACUAUUUUAGCAGGUGUAUUGAUCACACAAAGGCGAAGAGUAUAGUUUGGAUCAGUGAAUUUGAAUUUGGGCGAUUGGUUUCAAAAAAACGCUUCAAAAAUAUGGAGAAAUUAAGAGAAAAAAGACAAGCCAUGCAAGAACAGCUUGAAGAGAUAGAAAAAAGAGAAAUGCUGGCUAAGAAGAAGCUGAAUUGGUUGGAAGAAAUAUCUGGAAAAAAUAAAACUGAGGCGGAGACGCUUCGCCGUAGCUGUAGUCUGACAGAAUACAACUUGGAUAAGACUGAGGAUUUGCUGGACCAGAAAAUAGCAAGUUUAAAAUCAGCUCUAGUGAAGCGAGACAAAGAAGACCAGAUUAUCAAGGUUCUAGAACAGAGAGAUUUAGAGAUUGACGAAGAAAUAUCUCGUUUUGAGCCGAAAGUAAAACAAGCCAUACAUCGAGCCGAUGAGGCAGAAAUGAAAUACCAUGAAGCGGUUCGAAAGCUCUCUUUGGCUGAAUCUGAGAGAAAUAAAGUUAUUGGAAGACGAAACGCAAAAGAAAACCAAGUCCAAGCUCUACAAACCUCUCUCAAAAAUGCAGGAAGACAAAUUCACAGAUUGGCGAUCAGUGAAGAGAAAUCUGGCGACCGCGAAGAUGAGUACUUUCGUCGUUGUCGUCACCUUACUGAAUGUGUAUCCCAUUGUCUUAUGCGGGCUGAAGAAGCUGAACGGAGGAUUAAAAUGCUACAAAACAGAAAGGAUAAUUUAGAAGGAGAAAAAAAGACUUAUGAGAAAAAUUUGGCCAUGAUGAGACGAGAAUUGGAUGAGACACUAAACAACCUAGACCAUUUGUAGAAUUAAUUUAGCAAUUCAGUUUUUUCUUUUAAUGUAUUUAUAUAUAACUUAGUCUCUUUAACCCAGGCUUUAAAAAUGGCAUAUUUAAAAGAAAAAAAGGAUUGCCAUUUAUUUGACUUUUAUUUGAAUUUUAAAACAGUAAGUCUGGAAAUAUUCAUUUACUGUUUAUGGACGAAGUUUGGCGAAAAGUAUAGUCGGUUGUGCAUGUCACGCAAAAAAAAAAAAAACAA